ACCGUGUACAAUUUAGACAAACAAAUUUCAAUCAAUCCCCGGUGAAUUCCCAAAAAAGACAAAAUAUUAAAAAGAGAAAACGGGAUACGAUGUUUCACUUCUCACUUACUACGCUCCUGUAGAAAGUGUAUAUGUAAUCGCAUACCGUUUUUUCAUGUCGUUAGUUUCCAUCAGUUUCGUUCAGGUUUCCACGGUUUCAACGUGGUACGGACGGGAAGUUAUGAAUUAAAUAGUUCCAGUUUCGAUAAACGAGAAAUUAACAGUCACAAACAUGAAAUCGAAAAGCUCUAGUAACGUCGGACAGUUAUAUUUGAAAACUUACAAUUUAACACAAGUUUUGGGUUGGAGUUACAUAUUUUACAAGUUUCUAACAAAUGAUUUUCAUUCUUCCUCGAAUGCAGAUCUUUGGAACAGUGUUAAGUGGCCUGUUAUUAUUUUUCAACAUGCUGCAGCUUUAGAGGUGAUCCAUGCAGCACUUGGCUUAGUUAAAUCAGGUGUUUUAAUUACAUUUGUACAAGUAUUAAGUCGUGUGGCAGUUGUAAGUGGUGUGAUACUAGCGACUCCAGAGAAAUAUGCAUCAUCAUCUAUUGGCAUACCAUUGGCUAUCUCAGCAUGGUCAAUAACAGAAAUAAUUAGAUACUUCUUUUAUUUCAUGAGCUUGAAUGGCAGCGUACCUUACUUCCUCACGUGGCUAAGAUACACGUUAUUUAUUGCAUUGUAUCCAAUCGGUGUUACUGGAGAACUUUUAUGCACUUAUCAAGCUGUGAGGUAUGCGAGUGAGCACCCAGAUGCCUUGAGCUACAGGCUUCCUAAUUCAUGGAAUUUCAUAUUCAGCUAUUAUUUCAUACUUGUGUUUCAAAUGCUGUUAUACAUUCCCUUCUUUCCACAACUGUACAUGCACAUGUUUGCCCAACGGCGCAAAAUUUUGGGAAGUGAUACGUCCAAGAAAUCCCGUUAGCAUUAAUACAAUUUUAUGUGUAUCAUGUUAACAUGUUGUUUGUAUUUUUUACGAAGAAAAUAAAUGUUCUGGUACA
Ceratina calcarata is the source of this 1034-nucleotide messenger RNA. It is a transcript of the gene Hacd1, whose product is annotated as 3-hydroxyacyl-CoA dehydratase 1. Bases 272 to 958 code for a protein of 228 amino acids. Gene Ontology annotation, cellular component: endoplasmic reticulum membrane. The transcript is spliced from 5 exons. Gene Ontology annotation, molecular function: 3-hydroxyacyl-CoA dehydratase activity. Lineage: Eukaryota; Metazoa; Arthropoda; Insecta; Hymenoptera; Apidae. The record is from RefSeq and is a predicted model, not a curated record. Gene Ontology annotation, biological process: sphingolipid biosynthetic process; very long-chain fatty acid biosynthetic process; fatty acid elongation.